Messenger RNA from Amphimedon queenslandica, 1005 nucleotides. RefSeq names its product ras-related protein Rab-4B-like. Lineage: Eukaryota; Metazoa; Porifera; Demospongiae; Haplosclerida; Niphatidae. The record is from RefSeq and is a predicted model, not a curated record. The transcript is spliced from 6 exons. Gene Ontology annotation, molecular function: GTP binding; GTPase activity. The coding region runs from base 89 to 730 and encodes 213 amino acids. Gene Ontology annotation, biological process: Rab protein signal transduction.
UAGGAGGAGCAAUAUCAACAGAGAUUAGAUUUAGAUCUGAUUUUGAUACAGUAGAGUAGAGUGAGAGGAGGGUCUGCUGCUCAUCAUAAUGUCUGAGUCUUAUGAUUAUUUGUUCAAGUUCUUAGUCAUUGGCAAUGCUGGUGUUGGCAAGUCCUGUCUUUUACAUCAGUUCAUUGAACACAAGUUCAAGCAAGAUUCCAAUCACACCAUUGGUGUAGAAUUUGGAUCCAAAGUCGUGUCAUUGGCUAACAAGUCAGUAAAGCUUCAGGUGUGGGAUACAGCUGGCCAGGAGAGAUUUCGUUCAGUAACAAGGAGCUAUUACAGAGGAGCAGCUGGGGCCCUUUUAGUAUACGAUAUAUCAAGUCGUGAGACUUAUAAUGCUCUUACUAACUGGCUGACUGACGCCCGCACUCUUGCGAGUCCAAAUAUUGUGAUAGUUCUAGUUGGGAAUAAGAAAGAUCUGGAAAGUGACAGGGAAGUGACUUUUAUGGAAGCAAGCAGAUUCGCUCAAGAAAACGAACUUGCAUUUCUUGAGACAAGUGCUCUGACAGGUGAGAAUGUGGAGGAGGUCUUUCAGAAGUGCACCAGAUCUAUACUCACAAAGAUUGAUGCAGGUGAGCUUGAUCCUGAUAGAGUUGGCUCAGGUAUACAGUAUGGUAAUGCAACUGUGAGGAGAGUCACUCAACCAGGACAGAAAGAGGGCGGGAAUAAAGAAAAAUGCAGCUGCUAGUGACAAUCAUGCACACUGUUAUUAUUAUUAUUAUUAUUAUUAUUAUUAUUAUUAUUAUUAUUAUUAUUAUUAUGUGCUCUAUCUUUGUCAAUGUUUUAGAUUGUGUAUUGCAUUCUCUUUUAAGUGUUGAUUAAUCCCUCCCUCCCUCUCUCUCUCUCUUUCUGUUUCUCUCUCACACACACAAACACGGCAUGUUUGUAAUAAUAAUUAAUUUAAUUUUGUCAUUUUAUUACUGUUGUUUAUUGAGUGUUUGAAAUAAUAAAUUAAGAGCAAAA